AGAAAAUUUAAAUUUAUUUUUAACUAUAUGAAUUUAUACUAUAAAAUUAUCUUUCUAAAUAUAUAAGUUUUAAGUUUUUAAAUUUAUAUAAUUUAAUAAUAUAAUGUGUGUUUAUUCAUGAAAAUCAUUUUAUAUUUAUACAUCAUAUUAUUUGUUUGCAAUAUUUUCAUGAAAACUGCUUAAAAACUGAAUUUGAACUACUUCAUGUAUAAAGUAUAAUUAUAAUUUUAUUAAAUACAAUAUUUAAAGUAAUAUGUGAUAUAUAAAUAUUUAAUUUACAAAAUUAAAAUUAUUUAAUCUCUAUAAAUAUUGAACUGAUUUUAAUAAAAUUCUAAAAUAAAAUUUCUUCUUUUAAUAAAAUAAAACGUCAUUGAAUGAAUUAAAGCGCCAUCUGGAAAAUAUUUCUAGAUAGAAAAUAUUUCUCGAACACGUAAUGGGUUCGUCUUUCACAUAUGACGCCAUAUUGUUCAAGAGGAACAGAAGGUGUAACCACGCCAUUGUGCACAUCAUAUUAAUUUUCGACUUUUUGCGUAAAUAAGAAGUAAAAAAUUAAUUAGGUACAUGGACAACAUGUACAGUAAUAAUAUUGACCCCUGGGAACCAGGUUAUGGUCCUGAAAGAAGAGGGCAUAAUUCAGAUUAUGAUUAUCGUAAUGAUUAUGGAAGUAGUAGAUCACCAGAGUAUGGAGAACAUCGUGACAAUGAUCAUAGAGAUAGAGAUCAUCGUAGUCCAGAAUAUAGAAAUCAUAGAGGUCGAGAUAGAGAUCGCGAAAGAGAUCGUUCAAGGGAUAGAAGGGAUCGUAGCAGAGAUGACAGAGAUCGUAAUUAUAGAGACAGAGAAGAUCGUUACGGAAGGCAAAGAGACAGAGAUUCUGUAGAAAGAGAGAGAGAUCGGGAUCGCGAUCGCGAUAGAGAUAGAGAUCGCUCUAGAAGAGAUAGAGAUAGAGAAAGAGAUCGAGAUCGUAGAGGGAAACGCGAGGAAAGAGAUCGGGAUCGUGACGACGAUCAUAGCCGUGAAAGUAUGGAUUUUGAGCACGACCAUGGACGUACUUAUGGUUCGUCCAUGGAAGGCAUCCACUACAAAUCUCAAUCUCCGAACAACACCAUAAUGAUUCGUGGGCUUGCUCAGCACAUUACAGAAAAUGACGUGCGGCAAGACAUCCUCAACUGUGGUCUCAUGCCCAAGGACAUCAGGCUAAUUCGUAAAAAGGAUACAGGUGCUUCGCGAGGUUUUGCAUUCGUCGAGUUUAACGCGACUCAGGAGGCCGCACGGUGGAUGGAGAUGAAACAGGGAGUACUGAUGCUGCAGGACCAAUAUCGUGCUUUGAUGCAGUACAGUAUACCAAAAGAUUGCCAUGUAGAUAAACCACCUGCAAAAAAUACACAAGAUUGGCAUUGUGUUAAGUGUGGUGCACAUAAUUUCAAGAGGCGUGAAACAUGUUUCAAGUGUUCUGCCUCUCGAGCAGAGAGUGAAGAAGGUGGCGAGGGUAGUGAUGAAAUUAGUCCUCAUCCUACGAAUACGGUUCUUCUUCGAGGAUUGGAUGUAUUGACGACCGAAGAUUCAGUUUUACAGGCAAUGAAAAAUCUUUCAUCAAUGCCGAUACGUAGCAUUCGUAUUGGACGUGAUUCACUUACAAAUACAUCAAGAGGUGUUUGUUAUUUAGAAAUGGGCAAUGUCGUUGAUGCUAUGUAUUUACACACAGCUCUUACAAAACAAGGAUUGGUAGUAGAUGGCAGAAAAGUGGAAAUUACUUAUUGUAAACUUCAUCAAAUAAAUAAUACCAAUACAUGGAAAGGAAAUGAUAAUCAACCACAAAGAUAUACUUUAGACGAUGUUGCUCAAUUAGCAGAAUAUAGCGCUAAUUUAUACGCUAAAACACCUGCUCAGAAAGCUCACUAUCUUCAGUAUUAUACACAAUAUUAUCAGAAUCAAAUAAUGCAAGGAUCUGCUAUUACUUUACCAUCUUUAAAUCAGACUGAUCGAGUGAAUGCAGCUGCAGCUGUAGCACAAUCUGCCAUACAACAAUUACAAGCAUCCAGAAAAUUAGGAGAUUCUGAAGAAAUGAAAAAUAGACCAACACCUACAGCACCUACUAGUACUGCUUUAGCAACUGGAAGAGUGCCUGCACAUGGUAGCGAUGGUAAAAUAUAUUCUGUACCAGAUGUUAGCACUUAUCAUUAUGAUGAAUCAUCAGGUUAUUAUUACGAUCCAAGUACAGGAUUAUAUUAUGAUCCUAAUUCACAAUAUUAUUAUAAUAGUCAUACGCAACAAUUCUUAUAUUGGGAUGCUGAAUCAUUUUCAUAUCAACCAGCAAAGACUGCUACAACUGUAGCUCAAGCAACAGGAACUACAUCUAGUGGAACUACAAUAACUGCGACAGCUAGUAAUACUGAUUCAACAAAUACGAUUACGAAUCAAGCAACAACUUCAUCAGUUACUACUGUGACUCAAGAAAUUUCAAAAGAAGAUGAAAAUAAAAAGAAAGACAGCAAACAAGAUAAAGUUAAAGUGGCAAAGAAAAUAGCAAAGGAUAUGGAACGUUGGGCAAAAACUUUGAAUCAAAAGAAAGAGAAUGCAAAGAGUAAUUGGAAUUCCGAAUUUGCUGGUGGUGAUGGUAAUCAAGGUGUUGGAAGUGGAGCUGCGGAUGCAGGAUAUGCAAUAUUAGAAAAAAAAUCUCUUGCAAAUUCUUAUCAUGAAGAUGAAGAUCAGAGUGGAAACAAUGGUUUGGUUGCUGCUUAUGGUGGCGGUAGCGAUACAGAAGAGGAAAUAGAAGAUGUGCAACAAGAAGAAAGACAACAUACAGAUUGGAGUAAAUUAGCAUGUUUAUUAUGUAAAAGACAAUUUCCAAGUAAAGAAGCAUUGCUUCGUCAUCAACAACUAUCUGAUCUCCACAAACAAAAUUUGGAGAAUUGGUAUCAAGUACGCGGUUUGGAUCCUAACGAUCCACAACAAAGAAACAAUAAAUAUCGCGAUCGAGCUAAGGAAAGAAGAGCGAAGUAUGGUGAACCAGAACCUCCACAACCAAAUAAACUUAAAGAAAAAUAUUUAAAAACUAGAGUUGAAGAAAUACCAGUAUCGUACGAAGAACCAACCAGAGCUGGUAUUGGUUCAGAUAAUGUUGGUAAUAAGCUUUUACAAAAAAUGGGAUGGAGUGAAGGUAUGGGACUUGGCAAGUCAAAUCAAGGUAGGACAAGUAUUAUCGAAGCGGAAAGAAGGGUUCCUACAGCUGGUUUAGGAGCGAAAUCAUCUUCAUAUAGUGCAUUACCGGGAGAUACAUACAAAGAUUGCGUAAAAAAAAUGAUGUAUGCGCGUUAUCAAGAACUAUCUGAUACAUAAUAUCUUGAAAUCAUUGAAAAUAGAUUUUAUAUAUAAAUAAUACUUGUACUCAAUUUUUCAUAGAUAAAUAGGUAUAUAUAUGCAUUAUCCGAAUAUGCUGGUUGUAUCUGGUAAUUAAAGCGUGAUAAUUCAUUCUUAGGAAUACAUAGAAUUUUUUUAUUAGCUUUUUUUUCUUUUACAAUUUGGUAUUAUAUUUUAUCAUUUUAGGAUUUUUGAAGACAACAAAGAAUAAUUAUGUUAUUAGAUAUAUUUUUUGCAUUGAACCUUAAUGUUAUCUUAUGAGCUGGCAGAAAAAAUACAAUGUUUUGACACUUUAUUCAUAUGACUUUUGAAGUUUACGAUAUAAUAAUAUGCAAUAAUAUAUAUGUUUCUUUAUUUAAUAAAAAUCAUAUAUAUUUAAAAAAUAUAUACCUAAGAAUGCAUUACAACUACCAGUAACUAAAUAAUAAUUCUCUCACUCAGCGAUUUUUGUCCAACUAUUUGUGCACAAUAUAGUACUUUUCGUACUUUAUACUGAAGCAUUAUGAAAUAUUUAACGAGAAUUAAUUUAUAUCAUUCCAUUUAAAUUUCGUAAUGCUUAUUAAAUAAAAAUUAAUUUGCAUACUUAUGAUUCAGUACAAUUAAAUUCAUCACUAGUGAAUAUCACCAUUAUCGUAUAUUUAUUAAUUAUACUGAUUUACAUUAAAUUUCAUGAUUUAUGAUGUAAUUAUGUCAAUUUUACGUGCAUACAUAUAUAUGUAUAUAUAUAUAAGAAGAUAGUUAUAUUUAUACUCUUACAUAUAUAUUUCAUAUUUCUUUUUAUUAUGAUUUAUUCCGUAUUUUUGAAGAUCACAAUCUUCACUAUACAUACACAUUUCUACAGUCAUUCAUACAUUUUAUCGUUAUUUUUUUAAAUUACACAUGCUAAACCCAUGUAAUAAAUAACAGGUUGAAAGAUAAUAAAAAUAAGGCGUUAUUGCUUAAAAUACACUCCUAUUUAUCUUUAAAUGAUUAAAAACAUUUUGUUUUAGUAAUUAAAAUUUAAAUAUAAGAUUUAUAAAAAAAAUAGUGUAUUCUUUCAUGUUCAAUUAAUUAUACUUAUAUUCUUUGAAAUCAAAAAAUUAUUCAUUAAAAUAUGACAAAUAUAUAAUCUUAAAUGCUUUGAAAAAAAAUUAUAUAUUAUUUUCGAAACAAAAUUUACAACUUUAUUUUUAUUCUUUUCAUUUCUUUUCUGAAACAUACUCUAAUAUUCACUAGAGCAAUUGUACAAGUAAAAUAUUUUCAACAAUGUAAAAUUUUUAAUUUAAUCAUACUAGACAUAAACUCUAAAUCUUAUUCUUCUUUACAUAUAUAUAUAUACAUAAAUUUAUCACAUUAUUUAUUCAAAAAUUAGUUUAGUAAGUAAUAUUUAUGAACUCCAAAAUUACUUAAAAUAUCUAUUAUAUCUAUUAUAUUUCAUAUUUAUAAUUAUGAACUUAUUCAAAUUAAUAACUUAAUGUAUCUUAGAUUUUCAUUCAUUGAUGGCAUUAUAAUAAUACUAGUUUUUUCUGUUGAUAUAAAUAUAAUACUAAAAAGUAAUAUUGAGUAUUAAAAAUUUAAGUUAAUAUCAAUAUAUCCAUAGAAAUAAUAUAUAAUCCAUAUUAGAAAUAUCACUAUUAUUAUAUUACUAUUGAUAUAUUUUGAUUUUUUUAAAUUAUUAGAGGAACAAAUUGCAAUUUAUUUAUAUAGAAUUUUCGUACUAUUCAUACUAUUAAAUCUGCAUUUGCUUCCAAAAAAAUUACUUUCAUAAAAUAUUACAUAUCUAUAUAAUAUAUUCUUUAUUUUUUUAAAUAUAUUAUAUAGUAUUUGAAAAAUUAUAAUAGAAAUUUUGUAUCUAAACUUUAAUAUCAUAUUACAAUAUUAAUGAUUAAUUAACUAUUAUCUUGAUUAAUAGUUUGUUUACUUAAUUAUAUACUUGCAACUUAUUUCCUAAUAUAUUAUUAUAAUAUCUUUGGUUUGAUUUAUAUUACAAUGAAAUGUUAAAGAAUUUAUAUUUUAAAUUGCAGAGUUAUAAAUAAAAUAUUAUGUAUUAACAUAAAAA
Molecule: messenger RNA, 5395 nt
Organism: Apis cerana (Asiatic honeybee)
Lineage: Eukaryota; Metazoa; Arthropoda; Insecta; Hymenoptera; Apidae
Product: RNA-binding protein 5
Biological process (GO): mRNA splicing, via spliceosome
Cellular component (GO): nucleus
Molecular function (GO): RNA binding
Source: RefSeq, a predicted model, not a curated record